Molecule: messenger RNA, 321 nt
Organism: Trametes versicolor FP-101664 SS1
Lineage: Eukaryota; Fungi; Basidiomycota; Agaricomycetes; Polyporales; Polyporaceae
Product: 60S ribosomal protein L33-A-like protein
Exons: 5
Coding region: 1-321 (106 amino acids)
Biological process (GO): cytoplasmic translation; ribosomal large subunit biogenesis
Cellular component (GO): ribosome; cytosolic large ribosomal subunit
Molecular function (GO): structural constituent of ribosome
Source: RefSeq, a predicted model, not a curated record
AUGGGCUCCACAAGACUUUACUCCAAGGGUCGUGUCCUCGGCCACAAGCGCGCUAAGCGCAACACCCGCCCCAACACUUCGCUCGUCCAGAUUGAGGGUGUAGCGACGAAGGAGGAUGCGCAGUUCUACCUGGGCAAGCGGGUUGCGUACAUCUACCGUGCGAAGCGGGAGAUCCAGGGCUCGAAGGUCCGUGUGAUCUGGGGCCGUGUUACUCGCCCUCACGGCAACAACGGUGUCGUAAAAGGCAAGUUCCGCUCGAACUUGCCCCCACACGCGUUCGGCGCGAGCGUCCGGGUGAUGCUGUUCCCCUCCAACAUCUGA